This is a messenger RNA of Acaulospora morrowiae, 495 nucleotides long. The record is from the annotation of a GenBank genome assembly. NCBI's taxonomy places the organism in Eukaryota, Fungi, Glomeromycota, Glomeromycetes, Diversisporales, Acaulosporaceae.
UGUUGGUUACGUAGAAUUUUAUGAAGAAGAGUCUGUUCCAAAAGCUCUGGCCUUGACUGGGCAGAAGCUCUUGGGAAUCCCAGUAAUCGUGCAAUUGACUGAAGCAGAAAAGAAUAGACAAGCCAGGCUGGCAGAACAAGCAGCAUCUCAUGCUACGGAUAUUGCAUAUCACCGGUUAUAUGUCGGAUCCGUUCAUUUCAAUUUAACAGAAGACGAUUUAAGGCAAGUUUUUGAGCCUUUCGGACCUUUAGAAUUUGUAAAUUUACAUAAGGAUCCCGAGACCGGCCGCUCCAGGGGCUUUGCCUUUAUUCAGUAUAAAAAUCCAGAGGAUGCAAAACAGGCAUUGGAAAAAAUGAAUGGAUUUGAAUUGGCUGGAAGAACGAUUAAAGUAGGUCUUGUCACUGACAAAAGUAGCGGCAUGAACCUGAACCUUGACGAUGGCGAUGUUGCUGGCUUGGCACUCAACGCGCAAUCAAGGGUGGAAUUAAUGCAAAA